This is a messenger RNA of Vigna umbellata (rice bean), 1205 nucleotides long. Its product is annotated as putative aquaporin TIP-type alpha. Gene Ontology annotation, cellular component: membrane. Lineage: Eukaryota; Viridiplantae; Streptophyta; Magnoliopsida; Fabales; Fabaceae. Gene Ontology annotation, biological process: transmembrane transport; water transport. The record is from RefSeq and is a predicted model, not a curated record. Gene Ontology annotation, molecular function: water channel activity.
UUUCAUACAUGCACCAUAGUUUCUCACCUUCCAAAUCUCCAUUCUGCAAAGAGAAAAAACCCUUUUCAGAAAAACGUAAUACAGUCUCAGCUGGCCAAGGAUCUUUGAUCUUGAAAGGCUAGGUGUGUGACAACCUUAGUUGGUAGUCCUAAGGAGUUGUGCAAGAGUGAUCUUAAUUUGCUGAUGGCAACCCGCAGAUAUGUUUUUGGAAGGGCUGAUGAGGCCACUCAUCCUGACUCCAUGAGGGCCACUUUGGCUGAAUUUGCCUCCACUUUCAUCUUUGUCUUUGCUGGAGAAGGCUCUGGCCUUGCUUUGGUUAAGAUUUACCAGGAUUCAGCUUUCUCAGCUGGUGAACUGUUAGCACUUGCACUUGCCCAUGCAUUUGCUCUAUUUGCUGCUGUAUCUGCUAGCAUGCAUGUAUCAGGUGGCCAUGUCAACCCAGCUGUGACAUUCGGUGCUCUCGUUGGGGGGAGGAUCUCUGUUGUUCGUGCAGUAUACUACUGGGUUGCUCAACUUCUGGGUUCUAUUGUGGCUGCUCUUGUGCUCAGGCUUGUCACUAAUAACAUGAGACCAUCAGGGUUCCACAUAGCACCAGGUGUUGGAGUAGGACACAUGUUUAUACUUGAGAUUGUGAUGACAUUUGGGCUGAUGUAUACUGUAUAUGCUACUGCAAUAGAUCCCAAAAGGGGCGCUGUUAGCAAUAUCGCACCCUUGGCAAUUGGGCUCAUUGUUGGAGCAAACAUCCUUGUUGGUGGGCCAUUUGAUGGAGCAUGCAUGAACCCUGCUCUGGCUUUUGGACCUUCCCUAGUGGGCUGGAGAUGGCACCAGCACUGGAUCUUCUGGGUGGGUCCAUUGAUUGGGGCAGCACUGGCAGCACUGGUGUAUGAAUAUGCUGUGAUCCCAAUUGAACCUCCCCCACACCACCACCAGCCCUUGCCUUCUGAAGAUUACUAAGUUGUUUCUACCAGUUGUUGCAUUUGUGCAUCAAAAUGUGUUAUCAGUUGCUUUUUGUCAUCUAAAUAUAAUGGUAUGCUUUUGUUUUCCUGUGUUUUUUCAGCCAGCCUUCUACUUGAGUGGUUACUAGGCUUCUGCAUGUGCAUGUUUAUUUUCUUGUUUUGGGGUCACAACUUCCAAAAUCCCAGUUGAGUGUGUAGCUGUUGUAUUUACACACUGAAUAAAAUGUGCGAAACCGUAUGUUGUGUAGC